AUGUGGUCAUUCGGAACUACUAUGACAAUGGCGAAAGAUAGCGAUCCUUCGCUGGUUUCUACUACACAACCUCAACAACCUGCCGAAUCUAUUCAGUCUUCACAGUCUCUCCAGCCCCCCCAGAAUACGAUACCAUAUCCCCGGCCUCGGCCGCCGAUACUAUCGCAACGCUCGCUCAAGCAACUAGGCCUAUAUUUCGCCGGCGCGAGCUUUCUUACGCUCUCGACUAUAAUAACAAGACGAGCGGUAGUCAGAAAACAAUUAGCGACGAUCCCCAAAUUUUAUCACCAGAGUUAUCAACAAGUUAACAAGAUAGAUUCCGAUGGCUCGUUAAUAGCUCUCGAGGCUCUAAAUCUCGCCACACUCAAUGUCAUAGGAUUCGGUAUUAUGAUGACAGGUGGCCUAUCGUGGGCUUUUGACAUCUCGAGCGUCGAUGAUUUAAGGAGCAUGGCAAGGGGACAUGUUGGACCCUCUGGCGGCCGAACUGACGAAGAGGCUGAACGAGAAAUCGAAGAGUGGGUAGCGAAGGUCCUGGGGAGGAAAGAAUCAAAAGAAGAUACCAAAAAACCGCUAGAGAAGGGCGACUAA
Daldinia childiae is the source of this 588-nucleotide messenger RNA. RefSeq lists its product as uncharacterized. Gene Ontology annotation, cellular component: mitochondrion. The transcript has a single exon. Lineage: Eukaryota; Fungi; Ascomycota; Sordariomycetes; Xylariales; Hypoxylaceae. Bases 1 to 588 code for a protein of 195 amino acids. The record is from RefSeq and is a predicted model, not a curated record.